Messenger RNA from Musa acuminata AAA Group (dessert banana), 488 nucleotides. Its product is annotated as non-specific lipid-transfer protein 1-like. Gene Ontology annotation, molecular function: lipid binding. Gene Ontology annotation, biological process: lipid transport. The transcript has a single exon. The record is from RefSeq and is a predicted model, not a curated record. Gene Ontology annotation, cellular component: membrane. Lineage: Eukaryota; Viridiplantae; Streptophyta; Magnoliopsida; Zingiberales; Musaceae. Bases 141 to 488 code for a protein of 115 amino acids.
CUAACAGACCUCGCUCUGACCUCAGUGCCAUCACCUCUUGCCUGCUCAUCGCUCUCCUCCGUCUCACCAUAAAUACCCACCUCCGCAUCAACUCGCUGACACACUCGAAGCUUCUCCGAGCUCAGAAGCAGUACGCAACGAUGAAGGUAGCACCUGCAGGCAUCCUCCUCCUCCUCCUCGCAUUCGCACUCGUGGUGGUCGAGCCAACCCGUGCUUUCACUUGCAUCCAAGUCGAGACGUGCCUAACUCCGUGCCUCACGUACCUGACGGGGCAGCAGCCGGCGCCGACGCCGGCGUGUUGCGACGGUGUUCGGAGGCUCAAGAACAUGGGCAUCACCCCCGCCGAGCGCCAGUUCGCAUGCAACUGCGUGAAGCAUGCGGCGGCGCACUUCCCCAACCUGAAAGACGACGCGGUCAGCGACCUGCCGGGGCUGUGCGCCACGCCGCUUCCCUUCCCCAUCAGCUUGGAGUUUGACUGCUCCAAGUGA